GCAAAAGAAGUCUGAGCAGCCGAGCCCGAGGGUGGGUCUGGAACCUCCACAAGAGAGCAGAGCACCCCUUCUCCCGCCUCCCAGGGCUCCAGAAGCAGGACAGCCACCAUGCACAUCCCCGAAAGCCUCCAGGAACUGGCCGACAGUGAAGCCGUGCGGUUUCUGAAGAGGCCAAAGACGGUCGGGAGGAUCUUCGCAGGGGUCUUCUCCCUCAUCGUCUUCUCCUCCCUGCUGACCGACGGCUACCAGAACAAGACGGACUCCUCGCAGCUCCAGUGCGUCCUCAACAGCAACCACGUGGCCUGCAGCUUUGCCGUGGGCGCCGGCCUCCUGUCCUUCCUCAGCUGCCUGGCCUUCCUGGCCCUGGACGCCCACGAGAGCCGCAUCGCCAGCACCCGCUUCAAGACGGCCUUCCAGCUUCUGGACUUCAUCCUGGCUGUCGUCUGGGUGGGCAUCUGGUUCCUGGGUUUCUGCUUCCUGGCCAACCAGUGGCAGCACUCGCCUCCCAAAGAGUUCCUCCUGGGGAGCAGCAGCGCCAAGGCCGCCAUCACCUUCGCCUUCUUCUCCAUCCUCAUCUGGAUAUUCCAGGCCUACCUGGCCCUACAGGACCUCCGAAACGACGCUCCGGUCCCCUACAAGCGCUCUCUGGACGAGGGUGGCCUGGUGCUGACCACCCUCUCCCCGCCCUCUGCCUCCAGCCCCAUCAACACGCCCACCGCUGGCCCCAACAGCAUGAGUUACGCCAGCUCCGCCCUGUCCCCGUAUCUGGCCACUCCGAAGGUCCCCCGCCUCGCCAUGAUGCCCGACAACUAGGCCUCCUCACCCACCUCAGUAAAGAGCUCAUCCUCC
Molecule: messenger RNA, 849 nt
Organism: Artibeus jamaicensis (Jamaican fruit-eating bat)
Lineage: Eukaryota; Metazoa; Chordata; Mammalia; Chiroptera; Phyllostomidae
Gene: SYNGR4
Product: synaptogyrin 4
Exons: 5
Coding region: 109-813 (234 amino acids)
Cellular component (GO): neuromuscular junction; synaptic vesicle membrane
Source: RefSeq, a predicted model, not a curated record